AUGGCACAACCAUGGUGCAGUGUGGCAUUGAUUCUUUGGUCUCUCUUCUCGCUAUCUGUUGCGGACACUUGCUGGCGUGAUACCUCUUGUUCUGGACCUACAAACACUGCAUUCAGCGGGCCAUGGGAAAAGAACAUAUACGCACCGGCGUCGCGAACAGUACGGCCAGUCUCAACCUUAUCAGAGUUAAAAACGAACGCUGUGACAGACUCCUCGCAUCGAUACAAAGCAAAAUUACACGGCAAUGGAUCACUUAUUGUAUUCGACUUCGGUAUUGAAGUCGGCGGCAUCGUCCAUCUAGACUAUACCUCCACCGGCAGCGGAGCUCUGGGGCUAGCAUUUACAGAAGCCAAAAAUUGGAUUGGAGAGUGGUCGGACUCAUCAAACGCUCUCUAUCAUGAUGGCGCGCUGUAUGCGAAUAUAUCGUCAACUGGGAAGGGUACAUAUAUCAUGCCGGACAAAUACCUGCGGGGCGGAUUUCGAUACUUGACCGUCUUCUUGGUCACAGACGAUUCAGGCAGUGUUCAAAUUGACGAUUUGAGCUUAGAAGUUGCGUUUAAGCCCACUUGGUCGAAUCUCCGAGCUUAUCAGGGGUACUUUCACUGCAAUGAUGAGCUUUUGAACCGCAUCUGGUAUAGCGGUGCAUAUACUCUGCAGACGAAUGAGGUGCCUGUGAAUACUGGUCGUGUUGCAAAGGGUAUUACCUCUGGGUGGGCAAACAAUGGGAUUCUCGGGCCAGGAGACACGAUUAUGGUUGAUGGUGCAAAGCGAGAUCGUGCGGUUUGGCCUGGUGAUAUGGGUAUUGCCGUGCCUUCCGCUUUUGUGAGUCUGGGAGACUUGGAAAGUGUAAAAAACGCUUUGCAGAUCAUGUACAACACCCAAAACAAGACAACAGGCGCAUUUGAUGAGUCUGGGCCUCCAUUGAGCCAGAAGGACUCGGACAUAUCAUAUGUGAAUUGGGCCAGUUAUCUGCACGCCAUGGAAUAUAUUUAUGGAAAGGUGACUUAUCCCAGCGGGCUGCUGAAUGUGACAGGCACGCGAGACUGGGCGAGAUGGCAGCAAGGUUAUAACAACUCGGAAGCACAGAUGAUUCUCUAUCAUACGCUACAAACAGGAGCAUCUCUCUCUUUGUGGGCUGGAGACUCAGCCAAUAUCUCAAGCACAUGGAGCUCCCAGGCCGCCAAUCUCAAAAAAGCAAUCAACACCUACUGCUGGGACGAGUCGUACGGUGCAUUCAAGGACAACGCAACCGAGACCUCUCUACAUCCACAAGAUGCUAACAGCAUGGCAAUUAUUUUCGGUGUUGUUAACGAAGAGCGCACAGCCAGCAUUUCAGAAAAGCUUCUCAAGAACUGGACCCCCAUCGGGGCCGUAGCUCCUGAGUUGCUAGAGAACAUUGCCUCAUUCAUAUCAUCUUUCGAGAUACAAAGUCACUUCAUUGCUCGCGAGCCUGCACGUGCACUGGAUCUCAUUCGUCGUAGCUGGGGUUGGUAUAUCAACAACCCGAAUGGUACAGAGAGCACUGUGAUUGAGGGCUAUCUAAGGAACGGAACUUUCGGGUAUCGGAUGGACCGCGGAUAUGGCUAUGAUCCAUCAUAUGUCUCACAUGCACACGGCUGGUCAUCUGGUCCAACGUCUGCGUUGACAGAGUUUGUUGUUGGUCUCUCUGUGGUCUCGCCACUAGGAUUGACGUGGAAAAUCGCGCCGCAAUUUGGAGAUCUAGGAUUUGCCGAGGCGGGCUUUGUCACCUCCCUCGGGAAAUUUAAGGCGUCUUGGGCUUUGAAUUCUAGUGGAUAUGUGUUGACUUUCUCGGUGCCGAAGGGUACUGUUGGGAAUGUCAUUUUGCCCUAUGUCACUGCGUCGAAGAAGCCUUCGAUCACCAUUGAUGGUAAUCAGCUGAUAAGAGGAGUUGCCUAUGUUGAUGGUACAGCAAUCUUCGAAGUGACCGGUGGCUCUCACAAGGUUAUUGUCAAGUAA
Penicillium psychrosexuale is the source of this 1977-nucleotide messenger RNA. Its product is annotated as putative alpha-L-rhamnosidase B. The record is from RefSeq and is a predicted model, not a curated record. Bases 1 to 1977 code for a protein of 658 amino acids. NCBI's taxonomy places the organism in Eukaryota, Fungi, Ascomycota, Eurotiomycetes, Eurotiales, Aspergillaceae. Gene Ontology annotation, biological process: carbohydrate metabolic process. The transcript is spliced from 4 exons.